GCGGCGCGCAGGGGGUGCUCGCGGCGCCUCGGCUCGGCCAUGGUGCAGGCCUGGUACAUGGACGAGUCCGCCGACGACCCGAGGCGGCCCCACCGCGCCGAGCCCAGCCGCCCAGUUGGCCUGGAGCAGCUGCGCCGGCUCGGGGUGCUUUAUUGGAAGUUGGAUGCUGACAAAUAUGAGAAUGAUCCAGAAUUAGAAAAGAUCCGACAAGAGAGAAACUACUGCUGGAUGGACAUAAUAACCAUAUGCAAGGAUAAACUGCCAAAUUAUGAAGACAAGAUUAAGGUGUUCUACGAGGAGCACCUGCACCUGGAUGACGAGAUCCGCUACAUCCUGGACGGCAGCGGCUACUUCGACGUGCGGGACAAAGAGGACCGGUGGAUCCGCAUCUUCAUGGAGAAGGGGGACAUGAUAACCCUACCCGCGGGCAUCUACCACCGCUUCUCGCUGGACGAGCAGAACUACGUGAAGGCCAUGCGGCUGUUUGUGGGAGACCCUGUGUGGACGGCAUACAACCGGCCCGCCGACCACUUCGAGGCCCGGGGCCGGUACCUGGAGUUUCUGGCUCAGACAGUGUAGCGGCGCUCACGGGCCAGGCCGCCUUCGCCUGGUCCCGAAUCCCAGCAGAGAGUCCGUCCUCCUCUUCCGCCGUAGAUGUGGGGCUGGGUGAGCUUUCCUUGGCAGGACUGUCCGAUCAGUGUGUUUAACGAAGGGAGCUUCAUUAUAAAAGUGAUUUUUACGUGGCAGCAACUCUGGGACGGUGGACAAGCCACGU
Molecule: messenger RNA, 775 nt
Organism: Lontra canadensis (Northern American river otter)
Lineage: Eukaryota; Metazoa; Chordata; Mammalia; Carnivora; Mustelidae
Gene: ADI1
Product: acireductone dioxygenase 1
Exons: 4
Coding region: 40-579 (179 amino acids)
Molecular function (GO): acireductone dioxygenase [iron(II)-requiring] activity
Source: RefSeq, a predicted model, not a curated record